AUGGAAGAAUUGCCAAUAAAACUACUCAAAUUUAUCCUUCCAAUUGUAGGCCCUUUCAAUCAAGUAAUUAAACUAGCCCAAGUUUGUAAAACAUGAAAAAUUAUUAUAGAAGAGUCGGAGCAUUAUUUUUCACUACAAGGAACAGGGACUUAUAAGCUCCAGCCAGGAUGUUUUGACCCUUCAUGCGACUUAUUCCAAAUAUUUUGCAAAUUCUCAUGCAAAUUAUCACUUGCAGAAUAUAAAUUAUUAUCUUUAGAUCUUCGAAAUAUAAAUAUCACAACUAAAAGACUGUGCCUAGUGCUUAUUUCCCAGCCAAGUCUUCUGAAAUUAAACCUCGCUAAUACAAAGAUACCAUUAGAAGAGCUUUGAGAUCGAUUAAAUUAUAUAAAGCAAGCAUCAUUAUCUAAGAAUCCUCCAGAGACUAUCGAUUUGCCUCUUGAAGUGCUAAAAUUUUCAAACAACAAAAGCAGUUCAUUGGGAUAUGAGUCUUUAGUUUCACUAUUUCCGAAUUUGAAGAAGCUUUAUGCAGGGAAUACUUCAACAACAUUAGAAAAUUUUAAAGAAAUUGUAAAAAACUUAAAAAAUCUUGAAUUACUUGAUCUAACCUAUUGCCCUAAGAUUGAAAAUCUCAAUAUAGAUCAUAAUGAAUUACAAGAAAUGUUGCAUGGAUCUAAAUUGAAGAGGCUUUUUAUAAAAGAUAUCGACUCAAUAACAUCAAAAUGUUUGGAAUCUCAUGGAAUUGAUAUAAAUAGCACUAGUGUUGGGGAUAUUCUGUAUAAAAUUAAGGAAAAUGCUGAUCUCAAAAAAUUAGAAAGGUUUCUUAGUGAUGGAGGAGAUGCUGAUCUUAUGUCUGAUAGCUCUCUUUGCAUUUGAAACUAUCCACAAAUGCAAUUCAUUCAUAAGAAUCACAAAACUGAGGCUAUACUCGUGAACACUUUUAAAAUAAUGAUUCGGCAUGGUCUUGAUCUUAGUUACCAUACAACUGAAUAUAAAAACUUAACUUAACUUAACUUAACUUAAUUAUCUGGUGUUUAAGGUGUCUAGUGCCGCAGCCCAAAAAGGGCCUAUGGCAAAACUAGUGACGUAGGCGAGCCAUCUUGGAGCAGGUCAGCCCUGGCCAAGCCUUCUAUCAACUCCUGCUUCACCAGCCUUGCUACACGUCUCACCCGGCGCGAUGCCGUCGCCCGACUCAGCUCCUGCGCGUGUUCCGCCUAAGGGUCAUCCUCCCGUGGGGAUGUGCUGAGAGGUAAAAGCCCGAAAUCUUGAGAGGACUGAGGAGCAGUUCCUCUGGUAUCCCCAGAGUUAAACCGCUAUUGCUGUCCAGAAGUUCUCGAGUGAAAACCUAACCCUAUAAAUAAAAUUCCAUGAGGGAGAGAAAAUUAGCAAAGCUAAUUUCUCUCGAACCGAAUGCCAUUUUAUUUAUAUGAAUAUAAAAACAGUUUUGUAAACACUGCAAUAUUUUGUUCGCAUCUAAAAUUACUAAAAUUAUUAUUAAGCUGCGGGGCCGACACAUGGCCCAUAUCUGACUCAGAUUUUGAAUUAGAAAUUCCUUCAAUAUCUCUUGCAGCAUCAAAAGGAAACCUCUCAAUUUUAAAAUUAUUCCGUAAAAAAAAGCUUCAUCUAAAAAACCAUUUUAAUGAGCAAUUCUGCAACCCUAUUUGCAUUUCAGCUGAAAAUGACAGCAAUGAUCUUUUUAAACUUUUGCUUGAAAAUUCAUUCCCAAUUUUUCCUUGCCAUAAGCACCCUAAUAUAUUGAUAAUUUCCCAAGAUAUAUGCAAAAAUUUUGCAACUGUUGAACAUUAUAAACUUCUUAAUUCAAUUCCUAAAGAAAUUAUUCAUGAAGCUAUACAGUAUUAUAUAAUCAAGCAUAAAGAAAAAAUUGGUAUUGCACUUAUAGAAUAUUUAGGAAUUUCUUGAAUUAAAAAAGAAGAAGCAAAAAUUGUUAAAAAUAAGGAGAACUCUCUUGUGCCUGAAAUAGGAACGGAUUCUCAUAAACCGUUAAUAAUAUUAGCAGCAGAAAAUUAUUGCGUAAAAAUACUUAAAUUUUUAGUGAAAAAUGGAUGUGAUGUAGAGGCUGAAGAUAAUUUUGGAUGGACAGCUUUAAUAGCUUCAGCUGCUUCUAAUUAUGCAGAUUUGAUAGCGUACUUAUAUAAAAAUGGAGCUGAUAUAUAGCGCUUUCCCGAGGAUGGCGCGGAAUGGCGCCAUCCUCGGGAAAGCCAGGAAGGCAUCCACACGGGAGCUGGGAGUUCCACGUGUGGAUGCCAUUUUGACAUGUGGAAGUUUGGAUCCCACACGUCAAAAAUGGCAUCCACACGUGGAACUCCCAGUUCCCGUGUGGAUGCUUAGUUGACUUUCCCGAGGAUGGCGCCAUUCCGGGCCAUCCUCGGGAAAGCGCUAUAAAUAGAAGGGAUAAAGCAGGGAGAACUGCCUUACAUCAAGCUGCACAAGGUGGCCAUAAAGCGGUAGUUGAAGAAUUAAUUCGCUUAAAGGCAAUGCUGUCACCAAUUUGUGCAGAAGGCUAUUCACCUUUGGACUUAGCUCAAAUUAAUAAUAGAACCGAAGUAUGCGCAAUUUUGAAACAUUUUGGAGCUAAUGCAAGUAAACACUGCGAGCUGUUCUAA
Messenger RNA from Blepharisma stoltei, 2621 nucleotides. NCBI's taxonomy places the organism in Eukaryota, Ciliophora, Heterotrichea, Heterotrichida, Blepharismidae. The record is from the annotation of a GenBank genome assembly.